AAAAGGGAAGGCAAAGUAUCCCAAAGAAAGGCAACCUCUUGGCUGGUAGCUGAUCUGAAGAAGGGCUUUCAUCAAGGGUUAGGUGCCCAUCCAUCAGGGAUUUUUUCAGCUGCAAUUCCUGCUUUUGCAGGGGGCUAGGCUAGAUGGCCCCUGAGGUCGCUUCCAAUGUUGCCCCAGGAAGGUUCCCCAUUGCCAGAUUUAAGGGGUGCCCAGUUCCACAGGGACAUCUUAUCCAGGCACUCUGAUGGGGAAAUAUGUCCUGAUGGGGAAAGACUCCUUUGCAAAAUGUCAUUUCAGCUUUGCUUCCUGAAGCUUGUGGCCUGUCUUGCCACAAGUGCCUGGGGACACGUGAGAAUUGCACGAACCAGCAGCAACUCUGUGGCAGCAACGAGACCCUUUGCAUGGAGGAAACCCGAGCUACCUACGGUAUGUGGCCCAGGGAAGGGGUUGCCAACUGACCUGGCCUGCGCAUGCCCCUUGAUCUGCAGCAGGGCCAUCUUACCCAUAGGCGCUAGGGGUGUGGGGCACCCGGGCGCCGGGCUCUCAGGGGUGCCAGGCCAAGAGUCCAGGGCCGAGAUUUGGAGUCCGGGGAUUGGGAAGAGCCAACAGCCAUUGCCGAGUGGAGCAGAGCCCAUUGGAGCACUGCAGCUCUUCUGCUGCGGGCGAGCAAGGCGCUGAGGCAGCCGGCCGGCUCCACCCUUCUGCGCGCCCGGCUUCGCUCAGUCGCUGCCACCACUGCCUCAGGCUCCUCUGUUGCUGCUGAGGUGGCUGGCCAGGCCAGAUCUGCCGUACAUGCCUCUCCAGCCCACCCUAAAAAAAGGUUGACAACUCUGAGCAACCUGGAGGGGGGCACUAGACAGAUCUUUGCACCCCAAUGCCGCAUAUGCUUAAGACGGCACUGACCUGCAGAAUUUGAUGCUUUAAAAAAGAAACAAUUUUGCAGAGAGUUGUGCAUCACCACCUACCUGCAAUGUAGUGGUCAGAGAGUGGGACUGGGACCUGCGAGACCUGAGUUCAAAUCCCCACCCAGCCAUGAAGCUCACUGGGUGACCUUGAGCUAGUAGUCACCCCAAUUCUCACCCUAACUAAAGUACCUCACACAGGGCUGUUGUAAGGAUAAUGCGGAGAAGGGGAGGAGGCAUGUGCACCACCUAGAGCUCUUUAUAAAUGCAAUAAUAUACAAAAUAAAUCCAGCCUUUGCACAGGCACAGUGACACACUGAAAAGGUAGUAGCCCUUCGCUGUCCCAACAAGAAAAGUUGGUCAUCAUUCCCUCUAGGUGCCCCACUCGCCUUAAUGAACGGGUUCGUCAAGCCUGUGUUUGGGCUGUGUUUUGCCCGGUGCGUCACAAUUUCUGCAGGCCCGAUUUGGAAUAGCCUUAUCUCAGAUCUCUAUCACUUAAAAAAAAAAAUCCAUGUGUGACCUUGGCUGGUUAGCUUUGUCUCCAGGCAAGGAGGGUCAUUAGCUGCCCGUUUAAGGGCUUUCUGGCCUGGCAUUUAACAUUCAAUUUGCUGCUUCAGAGGUUUAUGUGUUUGUUUAAAGGAAGCAUAUGACUAAGUAGGAGAAGGCGCUGCUGUAGGUUAACAUCGGGCAGGAAAACAGAGGUCAGUUCUGAGAAGCCUAGAGGCCUAGUUCACUACCUUUUGGAACUUUUCUCUUUGCAGAACUCAACAGGGAGGAGGAAGAUGGGUUCAAAACCAGAAUCAGCUGGCUCUGCCUGCCAUUGGCUCUGGCCUCGCCUAUUGUUGGAUUCCCUGCUGGGGUGGCACAUCUUGUUUUGCGACUUACUGCUAUGCAUACUUACCCCUAAUAUACGGUUGCCAUACAGUUGUACCUUGAAGUCAAACAGAAUCUGUUCUGGAAGUCCGUCCAACUUCCAAAACAUUCGGGUUCCAAAGCACAGCUUCUGAUUGGCUGCAGGAAGCUCCUGCAGUCAAUCGGAAGCUGUGGAAGCCCCGUCAGAUAUUCGGCUUCCAAAAGAACAUUCGAAGACGAGAACAGUCACUUCUGGUUUUCAAUCGUUCAGGAGCCGGAACAUUCGACUCCCAAGGUAUUCGGGAGCCGAGGUACAACUGUAUUUCAAAAAGCAAAAAUCUGGACACGAAAAGUUGUUGAGGGUUUUUUGGGGGAAAUCGCCCAAAAAGUUGUUUGGGGGAAAUCGCCCCAAAACACUUCCUGGUUCUGUUUUCAAAAAACCCAGACAUUUUGCCUAUUUUUGAAAAUUCCCCCCAGAUGGUAAUUUUGCCAUUGCAAUCCUGGACGUGUCUGGAGGAAAAUGGAUGUAUGGCAACCCUACCUAAUAUAUGCCUUUUUAUAAGUAUUGCUUCGUUAGGUAACUGCAUUGCAAAAUUCGGAUAACUGCAAAUUCUGAAGGAUGGCUGUGUUUCGUCUCCUUUUUUUUAAAGUGUGGAUUUCAUAACCUCACAUUUAAACAUGAACUGAAGCAAAUUACUCCCCCCUCCCUAGUGAUCAGUGAGUUACUUGCUGUUUGUAAGCCUCAUCAUGCACCUUAGCUACCAUCUUGCUGUGCCUUCCCUUCUCUAGGCCCCAUAAGUGAGACCCUGAAGAGAGGGUGCACCACAUCCCAGUACUGCCAGUCCUACUUCUCCACUCGCAGGGGCUUCAUAUCACGAAGCAUCUACUGCUGUUCCGAAGACCUUUGCAACGAUGUCCCCUACAAUGGUAAGAGUCCCCGGAGUAUGGUCAACCCUGAAGUGGAAAUGAUCAGGCCUCUACGCUCUCCAGAGACAUGUGUGACACACUGGAAAAAGAGCUGACUUGCUUACUUUCAUGAGCCACUAACUAUGGCCACAUUCACACCAUACAUUUAAAGCACUAUGAUACUGCUCUACGCUGUCAUGGCUUCCCCCAAAGAAUUCUGGGAGCUGUGAUUUAAAAGUGCCAAGAGGAGACCCUUGUUUCCCUCACAGAGCUACCAUCAUUCCCUCUUCACAGGGAACUUUGGGAACUGUAGCUCAGGGAGGGAAAUAGGGGUCUCCUAACAACUCUCAGCACCCUUAACAAACGACAACUCCCAGAAUUCUGUGGGGGAAGUCUUGACUGCUUAAACUGGUAUCAUCAUGCUUUAAAUUUAUGGUGUGAAUGUGGCCUAUCUCCUGCUCUCUGUACGUGAUGUCAAAUAUUUCAGUGAUGUCAAAUUUGACAGUGAUAAACAAUAUUUAUUGUUGUUAUUUUGUUUUAUUACCCAUCCUUGAUCAGGAGUCCCCAAAUGGGUCACAACCAUUUAAAACAACAACACUGAAAACAGUUUGAAAGAAAUUACAAUCGCAAGAGUAGGGUGGGUCCCAAAUAUAUAUAUAUCUGUCAAGUGUCAAAGGCCAAUGCAAACAGGUGUGUCCUCUGCAAAUUACCAAAAUAUGUAUAAUGAAGGUACCAGACGUACCUCUCUGGUGAGGGAAUUCCACAACUUAGGGACUGCUGCAGAGAAUGCCCUCUACCGGGUCACACUCACCCCAAAUGGGAGGUGGAACCACCAAGAGGGUCUGUGCAAAAGGAAGUGGCCUUUUAGAUAUUUGGGGUCUACAUUGUUUUUAGGGCUUUAAACAUUGGCAUGGGCUCCUUGACCACCUUCUGGACUACUGCUGCCACCCAAGCUCCUGAGGGAGGUGGAACCACCAAGAGGGCCUCUUAGAAUGUGGAUUUUUGAGGUGCUAUUUACUGAAGCCUUCCCCAAGCAGUGCUCGUGGGCCUCAGAAUUGGUGAGCCCUUUUUUUUCUUGCCUUCCCGCAGUCACGUACAGCACCAAACGCAAUGGAGUGGAGUGUUACAGUUGCAUCGGCAGUUUGGAGGAGUGUAAUGGGACCAGCAUUCCCACAGCCCAGUGCAGAGGCAAAGAGAACCGCUGCGUGGAAAUUUCUCGCCAGUGGCUGCCAGGUAAUCUAUCUGAGAAGUGUUUUUGUGCCCUUCCAAUUUGUCACUUCUUUCAAGAUUCAGGCCCCACCCCACCCCUGGCACAGUUGCCCCAAAGCUAUGACUGCAUCUAUGGUUCCCCCGCUUUGAUGUCAAAAGGCAUUUUGUACCUCCGCAAGCCCUGCUGGGAAAAAAAAAUCCAUUUAAAAUAAUAAUACAGUGGAACCUUGGUUCUCAAACGGCUUAGUUGACGAACAAAUCGGCUCCCGGACACUGAAAACCCGGAAGAAGUGUUCCGGUUUUCGAACGUUUUUCAGAAGUCGAACGUCCGAUACGGCUGUCAGCUAUUGUUUCCAGGGCGCCUGCACCAAUCAGAAGCCGUGCCUUGGUUUUCAAACGUUUCGGGAGUUGAACGGACUUCCGGAAUGGAUUACAUUCAAGAACCAAGGUUCCACCAUAGUAAUAAUAAUAAUAAUUACUAAACUGCUCCCACUGUGAUGCCAAAAGGCUUUGGGGGGGGGACCCCAGAAUUUGCCCUUUAAAAAAACAGUUUAAAAGUUGUGUGCGUGUACGUGUUUUACCAAUCACUUCUGUAGAUCCUAGGCUGAGGUUCUGGGAUGCCAAAAGGAUUUUGAGAUUCCCCAACUCCCCAGAGUGUAAAAGAAAAGAAAAGCCACACUCACUUUGCACUUUGGUAUGUUGCCCCUGCUCACCUUGGCAUGGGGACAGCGGGCCACAGCCGUUGACCCCAAAAAUGAUUAGCCACCCCUGAUAAAAACAGAGGUGUAUCUGCUGAGGAACCCCUGCUGGUUUUUGUGGCAGAAGCCGUGUGUGCCUUGCAAAAGGUCACAUGUUGGAUUCUAGGGAGCACUCUCAGUUCAUGUGGGGCAAUGGCCUGGCCUCUCCAGUGUCCCGUGAGAACUGGCACUGUGCUGGUAGUGCCUGAUGCCCAUUGGAACUGGAGGAGCAGAGGGAGAGGAGACCAAUGGAAAGUGGAGCCAGAGCCAUUGAGAGGCGGAGGCAUCCCCUGCCUGGUUGUACAUAAGUACACAUUGCACUGCAACAGAAGAUCAAGGAGUCCUACAUGGUUGUCUACUCUCUGCGAACGCAGCCCGAAUGCCAUUGAGCUCCUCUGUAGUGUGCUUGGCAUACAGAAUAGUCCAGCCCUUCGCUCAAAUACAUUCCCCAACAACCAUUGGCAAGGAUCUUUGACACCCUCCUCUGUUUCUACAGGAACAGGUCUGGUGGAGCCCAUCAUCAAAGGCUGCGGGAAUUACCCCAAGGAGGAAACACUCUUGGCAUACAGCAUAGGAGGCAAAAUCAGCUACGUGGCCAUUCGUGUCUGUGAAGGUUCCAGGUGCAACAACAGCUCUUUCACAGGUAACUCUGGGUUGCAGGUUUCUUGGGAUGACCCAAAUUGGAACAGCAGGAGUCCUGAGCCAAUUUCGACUCAAAUGUGCAUGCCAAAAUUAAAAUAAAACUUUGGGUGCUUUGUGUUUAAAAUUUUGUCCCCACUGAGGACUUGAAAACCAAAAUUUGAAAAUUGCAAAAACUCAGAAGUCCGGUUUUUAAAAAUAUCUCUGGAUUGCAUAGAUGUAUUUUUAAAGUCCUUUUGGCUCACAUGUCCCCCCCCCCAUAUAAAAAUAUCCCACCCACAAAAAGCAGCAUUAUUAGGCAGUAAAUAUCUGUGAACAAGACUGGGCAAUAUUUAUUAUUAUAUUUAAUAAUAAUACAUUUAUAUCCCACAAGGGCCAGAAAACUGAGGGGGGGCAAAGCAGUUCCCCCAAAUGUGAGUUAACUACCCUCCUACAAGUAGGCACACAGGCAAGAAUCCAACACAAUAGCUUUCGCUCUCAUUUCCCCAACAUCUCUGAUCUUGGAAAUAGUAUAUGGUCAUCCCUGAAUAAUAGUCAUGAAUUUGUCCCGUCUUUUUUAAAGUCCUGCAUUACAUCAAAGCUCCUCCACUCUCACUGUCUCUGUAUGACUGUGUCAGAAAUCGAAUCCAGGAAUUUCUGAUUCCAAAUUUUGUCCCACAUGUCAUUCUGGCCUCAAAAAAUGCAAAUAGCAGCUUUGGGGAGAUGAGGUUUGUGUUGGGGCUGAAAGAGAAAGAGUUAAACUCCUCAUUCCCACAGUCCAGAGGCUGCUCAGCUCUCCUAACAGCUGCUGUUUGCAGAACAAACAAACAAAAGCAUGGUAAUUGUCACACCUAAUUUGGCCCUUACUGAAAAAGACUUUUGUCUCCUACCUUUCAGAGUUUUCUGUGAGGGAACUCAACGGGCUGGUGUGUUACAGCUGCCUAGAUACAGGAAAUGAUGAGUGCAGCACAGGGAAUCUGCAACUCAUGAACUGCGUGGGAAACAUGGACCAUUGCAUGAAUGUCAUAGGUAAGAGAUGGUGCAAGAUUUAUGGCAAAAGGUGGAUGGAGGCUUUUGAAUAGGCGGUGCCUCCUCAGGUGAUAGUAAUGAUUAUUAUCUUACCAUUUUAAAGUGCCUAACAUUUUCUAAGUGUUGUACCUAUACUAAAAGAUAGGGCUGUCCCUGCCCACAGGCACACAAUCUGAUAGGCAUGAUACAAAAGGAAAAGGGAAUGGGGAGGGUAAAGGAAAGCAAGCAUCAGAGCAGGUGUGCCUUCACUCACCAGUUGAUUGGGCCAGGCUGGUUUCCUCUUUGUUGUGAUCCUAAAAUACCUUCUUAGGUCCAACUCACAUGUACCAGUCACGGUACUAGCCAAGGUCAGUUCCUGUUCCUAAGGCCUACAGAUGGCUUACUUGCAGCACUGGAAAGCCCAAAUGGUUUAAGAACGCAAAGCAUACAUGCACACCAAUUAAUACACAGCAUGAUAAUAAACGGCCUGAAGGAGUGUCUCCACCCCCAUCGUUCAGCCUGGACUCUGAGGUCCAGCUCCGAGGGCCUUCUGGCAGUUCCCUCACUGCGAGAUGUGAGCUUACAGAGAACCAGGCAGAGGGCCUUCUCGGUAGUGGUACCCGCCCUGUGGAAUGCCCUCCCAUCAGAUGUCAAGGAAAUAAACAACUACAGUGGUACCUCACAAGACGAAUGCCUCGCAAGACAAAAAACUCGCUAGACAAAAGGGUUUUUUGUUUUUUGAGCUGCUUCGCAAGACAAUUUUCCCUAUGGGCUUGCUUCGCAAGACGGAAACGUCUUGCAAGUUUGUUUCCUUUUUCUUAACACCGUUAAUACAGUUGUGACUUGACUUCGAGGAGCAACUCAUAGAACGUGGUGUGGUAGCCUUUUUUGAGGUUUUUAAAGACUUUGGUGAUUUUUGAAGCUUUCCCAAAACUUUCCCGACACCGUGCUUCGCAAGACGAAAAAAAUCGCAAGACGACUAAACUCGCGGAACGAAUUAAUUUCGUCUUGCGAGGCACCACUGUAUCUGACUUUUAGAAGACGUCUGAAAGUAGCCCUGUAUCAGGAAGUUUUUAAUGUUUGAUUUUUUGUGUGUUUUUAAUAUUCUGUUGGAAGCCACCCAGAGCGGCUGGGGAAACCCAGCCAGAUGGGCAGGGUAUAAAUAAUAAAUUAUGAUGAUGUUGAUGAUCCUACAGUCAGGGCCGGCCCAAGACAUUUUGGCACCUGAAGCAAACCACAAAAUGGUACCCCCCACGCCCUGCCCAGGGAAGGAAGUGUGAGUGAAGAUCUACAUCAGGAGCAAUCGGGGAGACAAAUCAGCCUUAUCCAGUGGGGGAUGUGGGAGUCAAAGACUUUCACAGUGGGGAAAAGGGCCCAUUCUGAAUCAUGCCAGGCAGGUGCAGAGCCCAGGAGAGCCCAUAGGGCAGCCAGGAGACAUUCCCAGCUCUACCUGAAGAUGUCAGAGACUGAACCUGAGACCUUCUGCAAGUAAAGCAGAUGAGGUAUGGCCCUUCCUUACAGUCCUGUCACAUCCUGGCCCUUCCAGCUUCUGGUUACAGGAAACUAUGAGUAAGUUGAUUUGCCCCAAACACAAGGAAUGCAUGAUUAGGAUUCAGACGAAGGAUGGAUGAGAAAUUUGAUUCAGGAUGCAUUUAAAGCCGAAUCAAUAAAAUUCACACUUUCUGAAACAAUACGCAAACCGAAACACAGCGAUCCUACAAAAUUCACACUUAUCUGAAUUUUUCAAUGCAGUUCUCCAAUCAAGCAAUGUUCAUAAGAGUACAGAUAUUAGGGAAGAGUGUGCAUCGAAAUGAAGCUAUAAAAUGCAUUGGAUACAAAAAUGCAUUAGAUUGUAGGGAAUCGCUUGCCAAAAAUGUGUCACAUUAGUCAAAAGUACCUGGAAUUAUGUCUUUGUUAGGAGAAAUGCUGGUGAAUUUCCGUGUGUGUGUGGGUGUGUGUGGGUGUUUGCAGCAGAAAUAUGAAGAGCUGAAUUCAAGAUUGGGGAAAUGAGUAAUGGAGAGAAAUGAAAUUGACCAACGCUCCUAUCCCUACUCAUAUGAUCUGAUCCCUUGUCCUGGGAAGAUAUGCAACUCCCUUCCCUCCUCUCCUCUCUUCCAAUGCAGAUUAUGUCCGCGGUGCCACCCUCCGAGCUGGCUGCGCCAACCAGCAGCUCUGCCAGGAUACGGUCUUCUAUGGAACACUGCUGCCCAAGCUUCCCGUCAGCUACGUGACCUGCUGCCAGGGCCCCUUCUGCAACGGAGGGCCGGGCCAGGGUGGAAGGAGAGGCGAGGGCAUCCUCUUCGCCCUGCUGGCAGCCCCACUGCUCAUAGCCCUGAACUGAACCACAAAUGCCUUCUUCACCCGUCUGCCCCCAUCCCAAAUGCAAAACUCCUGUAGAUCAGGUGCCCUCUAUCCCAGGUCUGGCAGUGCCCCACCUGCGUCACCAAGGUGUGUCUUUCUUUGGGAACGUAAUGGGAGCAGGACCUCUGGAAGUCUUCCUACCCACAAGGCCCUCUUUCUUAGCCCUGCCAGGUUUCACUGAACUUCGCCAACCCUCCCACAACAACUCAAAAGGUCGCAGCCCGCAAGAGGGCAAGCUGUUUGCUUCUUUAACUUUCCACCCACGUCCGGUGAAGCCACUCAGGAUUACUUGCUCCGGGAGCUUUAAUAAGAUUAUAUAAUGGAAAAACCAGGCCAUCUCUCAUGGCCCCUGAGACACCCCCUUGAGUGUGAAAAGGCCUUUUAACAUCAUGUUUUGUAUUUCCCUUUUUUUGUAGCGGCUGCCUCUCUCAACUCAUCUCAGAAGGUUGGGAGGGAGGGAGGGGGAAUAAGCAGGCGGGAAACCAAAUAAAUGGCUUGGAAAGCAGUGGCGCAGCUGGGUUAGUUCCAGCCUCGGAUCCAGGGAGAUUAAUUUCUAGUUCAUUUCUGCAGAUUUCACGCCAGUGGCUGGUCUGUUUGUUGGCAGAACGAUCUUCAACUGUAGCAGGUUGCAAUUUCCAACCCUGUAGUAUCGAAGGCAAGGCUUUCGAUAUACAGUGGUACCUCUGGUUACGAAUUGAAUUCGUUCCGGAGGUCCAUUCUUAACCUGAAACCAUUCUUAACCUGAAGUACCACUUUAGCUAAUGGGGCCUCCUGCUGCCGCCGCACCGCAGCCACACGAUUUCUGUUCUCAGCCUGUGGUAAAGUUCUUAACCUGAGGUACUACUUUGGGGUUAGCGGAGUCUGUAACCUGAAGUGUUGGUAACCCAGGGUUUUUGUAAACUGAGGUAUCACUGUACUCUUCCUGGAGGAUUUUCCCCCUGCUUCUCCCCACACACACACCCAAAAAAAACUUUAUAACAUUCGUUAUAACCCCAGAUGGGCGGGGUAGAAAUAAUAAAGAAUUAGAAUUAGAAUUAGAAUUAUUCUGUUGAGGGGUUGCACAGGUAAAUGAACUGCAAUCUGACUGAAGAUGGGUCAUCACAAUACAGUGGUACCUUAGAAGUCGAAUGGAAUCUGUUCCAGAAGUCCGUUCGACUUCCAAAAUGUUCUGAAACCAAGGUGCGGCUUCCAAUUGGCUGCAGGAAGCUCCUGCAGCCAAUUGGAAGCCGCAGAAGCCACGUUGGGUGUUCAGGUUCCAAAGAACGUUCACAAACCGGAACACUCACUUCUGGGUUUGCGGCAUUUGGGAGCCAAAAUGUUUGAUGCGCAAGGCGUUCACGAACCAAGUUACGACUGUACAUCAUAAAAGCAUCUUUGGAACAAAGGAAAAGUGGGGCGGAUUGGGGAGUCCGAGGGCAAUCCAGGUUCAAAUUCCUGCUCAUCCUGAAAGCAAAUCUGGUGAUGUUGGGCCAGAUUCUCCCUAUCAAUCCAGCCUACCCCAUAGGGUUGCUGAAAUGAUAAAACAGGAGGUAGACCAUGAACAGUGCUCUGUGCUCCAUAGAGGGAGGACAGGAGAAAAAUAUAACUGCAUAAAUGAAUGGAGAAAUACAGAGAGGAAGCUGACUAAGGGCACAUCCACACUCCUGCUUGUCCCAUGCCUCAAAAGCUUGGGUUCAAGUAGUUCUCCAAUUGUCCUGUGCUUUAUAGGCAUGGAUCUGAGCAGUUUUCUGUUUGCACUGCUGCUUUCCCAGGAAAGCCCUUUAGCACAGAAUCAGAUCAAAUGUCAAGCAGUAAAUGGUGGUUUUUCCCGGGGGGUGGGGGAAUGCGACACAACAAGCAGAAAUCUGGAUGAGCGCAGAGGUCACUGCCAGGCAGGGGAUGAUGAUGAUUUGCAAUAAUUUAACAUGCAAAAUUAAAAAUGGCUUAAGACAACUUACAGUAAAAGGGCCAUUCACAUAUUGCAAGGGGGAUGUUGACAACAGUUUGAUUGUUUUUAACUGAGGGCCUCGGGAGAUCCAUGCACAUGCAUGACGAUUUGCGCUCAUGCUGCUAUCAGGGUGGUCAUACGCAGUCAUGCUUUCAACACUAGUUUUGCCCACAAAGGUUUUGGGGUGAUCAUACUGCUUCCUUUCUAAGCAGUGCCUAUUGCUUAGGAAAUUUCAUUUCCUAAUGAAAUCCCGUAACUUUUUACACCACAAAUGUUCUGGUUUGCUUUCCUUCUGCUUUUUGUUGUGCCAUAGCCCUUUUGGACAGCAAUAAUAAAUUCACCACAAAUGCA
Molecule: messenger RNA, 10871 nt
Organism: Podarcis lilfordi (Lilford's wall lizard)
Lineage: Eukaryota; Metazoa; Chordata; Lepidosauria; Squamata; Lacertidae
Source: the annotation of a GenBank genome assembly